AUGAAGCCGGCGAACGUCCCCGAGGAGAAUGGCUUCAGGGAGGCAAUGGCCACUGGCCAGCACGACCUCACAGCCCGCAGCCCCGGGAAGAAACGCCGCUGGAUUCGGCGCCUGAUCCCGGACAACUUCUGGGAGGACUCAAAGAAGCUGCUGGUGCUGGCAGGACCACUGAUCCUGAUCCAGCUGCUGAUCUUCCUGAUACACCUUGUCAGCUCCAUAUUCUGUGGCCACCUGGGCAAGGUGGAGCUGGCCUCUGUCACGCUGGCCAUCGCUGUUAUAAAUGUUACUGCCAUCUCUGUAGGUUAUGGAUUGACUUCAGCCUGUGACACCUUGAUAUCACAGACCUAUGGCAGCAAGAACCUGCUGCGUGUGGGGGUGAUCCUGCAGCGUGCCACCCUCAUCAUCCUCCUCUGCUGCUUCCCCUGCUGCGCUGUCCUCAUCAACAUCGAGCAGUUAAUGCUCCUCAUCCGGCAGGAUCCCGAGGUCUCCAGGUUAACCCAGCGCUACGUGAUGGCAUUUGUCCCUUCUCUCCCGGCAGUUUUUCUCUAUAAUCUGGAGACAAGAUACCUGCAGAACCAGAUGAUCAUGUGGCCACUGGUGCUGAGUGGAGUCAUCGGCAACAUCGUCAACGUGAUAGCAAACUAUGUCUUCCUCUAUGUGUUCCACUUGGGCAUCACGGGCUCUGCCUGGGCCAACACCACUGCUCAGUAUUCACAGACCAUUUUCUUGUUCCUGUACAUCAUAGGCAAGAAACUCCACGUGAAGACCUGGGGAGGCUGGUCCAAAGAGUGCCUGCUGGAGUGGGACAGCUUCACAUCCUUGGCUAUCCCCAGCAUGCUCAUGAUGUGCAUUGAGUGGUGGACCUACGAGAUUGGGAGCUUCUUGAUAGGCCUGCUGAGUGUCGUCGAGCUCUCUGCCCAGUCCAUCAUCUAUGAGGUGUCUGUUGUUGCUUUCAUGAUUCCCCUGGGGCUUGGCACAGCUGCCAGUGUGCAGGUGGGGAAUGCACUGGGUGCCGGCGACGCCGAGACGGCCAAGAGAUCCUCCUCCACCAGCCUGCUCUGCACAGGGGCUUUCUGCAUAAUCAUGGGGGUCAUUUUAGCCUCUGCAAGGAAUGUGCUGGGAUACAUCUUCACCCAGGACAAGGAGAUUGUUGAGUUGGUGGCAUGGGUCAUCCCUGUCUACGUGGUCUUCCACUUGUUUGAAGCCAUGUGUGGUACCUGCAGCGGGGUGCUCAGAGGCAUUGGCAAGCAGAAAUUUGGUGCCAUCCUCAAUGCUGUGAGCUACUACGGCGUGGGCAUGCCCCUGACAGGUGUGCUGCUCUUCGUGGCCAAGAUCGGCGUCAUAGGUCUGUGGCUCAGCAUGCUCGCCUCGGUCUUCAUCCUCUGCACCUGCUUCAUCACCUACAUCUCCCGCAUGGACUGGACCAAGGCAGCCGAGGAGGCUCAGCGCCGCGCAGGAGUGACCCAGCCACCACCAGAGGAGACAAAUCUGGACCCUGAACCCUCCUGCAAGGCACUUCCCUCAGAUGUGGGGCCAGACCCCCUGCCCCACACUUACCCCCUUGCCACAGUGGUGCAGGGGUGCGUCGCGGGAGUGGAUGCACAGAACAGCGUCGUGCUCACAGGCAUCACCAGGAUGGAAGGACCAACGUACCAACUGGACCCCCAGGAUGCCAAGUCUGCCACCUUCUCUCCAGCCACUGCUGUGGUCACCAAGACGCUGAUCCUGCGGCGUGUGCUGGCAGCAGCUGCAGCCGUCACUGUCCUCGCGCUCGGCAUCGUUAUAAGGCUGAUGACCAGCAAACACUGA
Messenger RNA from Acanthisitta chloris (rifleman), 1809 nucleotides. Its product is annotated as multidrug and toxin extrusion protein 1-like. The transcript is spliced from 17 exons. Gene Ontology annotation, molecular function: antiporter activity; xenobiotic transmembrane transporter activity. Gene Ontology annotation, cellular component: membrane. Gene Ontology annotation, biological process: xenobiotic detoxification by transmembrane export across the plasma membrane. The record is from RefSeq and is a predicted model, not a curated record. Lineage: Eukaryota; Metazoa; Chordata; Aves; Passeriformes; Acanthisittidae. The coding region runs from base 1 to 1809 and encodes 602 amino acids.